Prorocentrum cordatum is the source of this 1592-nucleotide messenger RNA. The record is from the annotation of a GenBank genome assembly. NCBI's taxonomy places the organism in Eukaryota, Dinophyceae, Prorocentrales, Prorocentraceae.
GUCCGUACCCAUCUGGCUCCAAGGUGCCAUUCAUCUUCCGAGAGCCCCGCUGCAGCAGCCACAGCUCCCUCCCCUCGUUGCAUUGACAUGUCCUACCGUUUUGGUGGGGGCCACGGCGGAGGCCUCGGCGGAGGCCUCGGCGGAGGCUACGGCGCCGGCGGCGCCUACGGCUCCGGCGCGUAUGGCGCUGGCGGCGCCGGGUGCUGCGGCACUGGCGGCGCGGUCGCGCCGUACGGCGCCAGCGGCGCGUACGGGGCCGGCGGCGCGUACGGCGCUGGGGGCGCGUACGGCGCCAGGGGCUCGGACUGCUGCGGCACGGGCUCAGGCUGCGGCGCGGGCUCAGGAUGCGGCUCCGGCUCCGGCGGCGGCACGAUCCUGAGCUACGUGGGCCCGGGUGGCGACUACGUCCAGGAGACCAGCUACAGGUACGUCGGUAUGGGCGCGGGCGAGUUCGGGGCGGUCCGGAUUCCCGGCCGCGGCCCGAACUUCUGCUUGAUCUGCCUCGUGCCCCUGGGGCUGUCGCUCCUCCUGCUGCCCCUCCUGCUCUUCGCUAUGGCGCCGGGCUCGACGACGACCACCACCACGAUGACGACGACCACCGCCCCACUGAUCAUCACGACCACCCCGCCGCCUGACACCACCACUGAGAGGACCACCACCACGAAGGCCACGACGGCUGCGCCGCCGCCGCCCCCACCGCCGCCGCCGCCUCCGCCGCCCCCCCCGCCUAAGCCGACUGAGCCGCCGACCACCGAAAAGAAGAUCAACUGCGGCGAGGGUGAUGUCGUGUCUUGGGACGUGCCCAAGAAGGUGUACUGCUGCCUGCACGAGGGCAAAGGCUGCCCGACGACGCCCGCUGCGCCCAGCACCAUGCCGGCGCCGGUCGUGCCCGCCGCGCCAGUGGUGACAACGGCGAUGAGCACCACGUCCCCGUGCCCGAUCGAUUGCAACGCCGGCUACAACGACCUCGACCCUUUGCAGUGGGUGCGCGGCUGGUCUGGCGAGAAGAAGAUGUACUGCUGCAAGACCGCCAACAAGGGCUGCCCCUCGGAGCUGCCCCCGCCCUCGGGCCUCCCGCAGGGCGACGCGCCCCCCGAGGAUGACAAGAGCCAGUACGACUGCGACGCGGGCUACCACCACUGCAUGCACUGCCUGGAGUUGUCGUGGUCUCCGAAGAAGAUCUCGUACUGCUGCGCGAAAGAGCACAAGGGCUGCAAGGGCGAGGAGCCGGAGUGAGGAGGCCACUCGCCAGAGCCGCCUCCGCCGAUCUCCAGGCAGUGGCGGGGUGACCUGGCCUGCCUGAAUUGGCCUGCCAGAGAAUGUUCUCAGCUCUUCUCGUGCUUCGGCAGCAAUGGUCUUGCACUUCGGGAAGAAAUGAACACGUCAACUCUGGAUGUCUCCAUAAGCGAGGGGGGUACCUCCCCCGACGGGGGUCAACCUCGCCUCGUCGUCGCGCCUCGACGGGGGUCGGAGCGCCUUCGGCGCGCGGUGGCUGCCCGCGACGGGGGUCGAUGCGGGGCUGUCGGCGGGGAUGGCGCCUCCCCGACGCUUCUUGAGAAACUCGGAGUAUGUUUGCACAGUUCUUUCUUCCU